AUGAUAUCAAUAUUAAAUUUAUUAUUACUUAUUGUUUUUAUUUAUUUAAUAAAAUCUAAUUACAAAAAAUAUAUCAAGUUUACAAAUAAUGAUCUCAAAGGACCAUUUCCAUUACCAAUAAUUGGAAAUUUACAUAAUUUAGGUGAAAAGCCACAUAUAACUUGUGAACAAUUAGUUAAAAAGUAUGGGAAAAUAUAUAGAUUAUAUUUUGGCGAUUGUUAUACAGUUGUGGUUAGUGAUAUUGAUAUUAUAAAAGAGUUAUUUUUAAAUAAUCAUGAAUCAUUAAAAGAAAGACCAUUAACACCAUCAUUUAAACAUUGCAGUGAUGAUGAACAUGGAAUAUUAUUAUCAAGCAAAAGAUGGGAUAGAAACAGAGAGAUGCUUCAAAAAGUAAUGAAAAAAAUCAAUAUUAAAGAAUUAUAUAAAAUGAUAUAUGAUCAAGUUGAGGAUAUGGUGUUAUCAUUCAAAUCAUUUGAAAAUUCAGGGGAGGCUCUACCUGUGCGUUUAGUUGCAACUCGUUUUACAUUAUCAACAAUGUUUAAAUAUAUUUUUAAUGAAAAGGUUUCAUACAAUGAAGAUAUCAAUACAGGAGUAGUCUCAAUGUUUGCAGAAUGGUUAGAAUUUGUUUUUGAUAUGGUUGGGGUGGGUCAUGUUGGCGAUUAUAUAGAAAUCUUAAAACCAUUUUAUUCAUUAUAUUUAAAACAAUUUGAACACUACGUCCCAAUAGGAAGGGAUUUUGUGUAUCAAAGAUACAUUAAGCAUGUUAAAAAAUUAGAGAGCCUUAAUGAAGAGUCAAAUUGUUUAUUGGAUUUAUUAAUAAGAGAAUAUAAUACAGACGAUAGUGAAGAUGCAAGGGACAUUGUUGCAAACUGUUUAGAUAUGUUAGUUGCAGGAACAGAUACACCAUCUAAAACAUUGGAAUGGACAAUUUUAAACUUGGUAAAUCAUCAAGAUAUACAAGAAAAUGUUUAUCAAGAGAUAAAAAGGGUAGUUGGUGAUAGAGAUAAAGUAAAACUAGGUGAUCGCCCUUCAACUCCAUAUUUUAACUCUGUUUGCAAAGAAGUGAUAAGAAUUCAUUCAAUAGUUCCUUUCGGGGUUCCAAGGAUUAUAAAUAAGGAUCUAAUGCUAAAAGGUUUUUAUAUCCCAAAAGGAAGCCAGGUGGUGAUAAACUAUAGAGCACUAAAUCAUGAUAAAAAAUAUUUCCAAAAUCCUGAAGAUUUUGACCCACAACGUUUUAUUGAUGGUGAUAGUGCUGCAUAUUUGCCAUUUUCAUUGGGAAAGCGUAAUUGUAUUGGCCGUGAAUUGGCAUCCUCUAUUAUUUAUCUCUUUCUCUCAAAUUUAUUAUUAAAUUAUAAAAUUUCAUCUAUUGAUAAUAAACCAUUGGAGAUAAAUGAAAAUUUUGGUAUAAAUAUUAAGCCUAAUAGUUUUAAAAUUGUUUUAAAUAAAAGAUAG
Messenger RNA from Dictyostelium purpureum, 1452 nucleotides. RefSeq lists its product as uncharacterized. The record is from RefSeq and is a predicted model, not a curated record. The transcript is spliced from 3 exons. Bases 1 to 1452 code for a protein of 483 amino acids. Lineage: Eukaryota; Evosea; Eumycetozoa; Dictyosteliales; Dictyosteliaceae. Gene Ontology annotation, molecular function: iron ion binding; monooxygenase activity; oxidoreductase activity, acting on paired donors, with incorporation or reduction of molecular oxygen.